Molecule: messenger RNA, 5750 nt
Organism: Xyrauchen texanus (razorback sucker)
Lineage: Eukaryota; Metazoa; Chordata; Actinopteri; Cypriniformes; Catostomidae
Product: glutamic acid-rich protein-like
Exons: 12
Coding region: 166-4005 (1279 amino acids)
Molecular function (GO): RNA binding
Source: RefSeq, a predicted model, not a curated record
AUCGGGGUUCUUUCAUUUCUAAUUUGCCUAAAAACAAUGUAGAAACUUUUUUAAUAUUUAUUAGUUGUGUUUUUAUGCCUGCAUUUUCGAGAUUCGAGCAGUAAGAGUUUUGACAUUUGAACUCGCUAUUCAAAGAUAAAAAGAAACAAAAACAUAGAAGAGAAGAUGGCAGUUACUAACUUCAUAAUGUUUUAUAUUACAUGUGUCAGUUUUGUUCAAGAUUUUGUUUUCUGUGAAGUCUUUGGAGAGAAUGGAAAACAAAUGACAUUAACCCCAAACAUUCAUGGAAUGCCUGUAGAAAUAAUGUGGAAACACAAUAGCAACAUCAUUAUGGACUAUGACCAGAGAGUGGUGAAUGAGUACGGCUCAUUUAAAGGACGUGUAGUUCUUGAUUUUGAAACAGGACAGCUCACAAUAACAAAGUUGAACAUCCAAGACAGUGGCCAAUAUCAGUCUGAGAUUUUGAUCGCUGGACAGGCUCAGAAAUCAGAACAUACUUUGAUAGUCUUGGAUGCUAUGCCAGAGCCAACAGUGACAUGUGAAGUGGACAAAACUUCAGAUUUAAAAACUCUGCUAUGUUCAGUGGACUCGCAGACUCAGCCAAGCUAUGAAUGGAAUGGACCAAAUUUUUCUGGUCGUCAUGGGCCAAAACUUUCUGUUGCCAAACAGGAAGAGAACCAGGACUCAGUCUUUACUUGCACUGUGAAGAACAAAGUGAGCAGCAAAAGCACAGAAUUCACUUUGAAAGACUGCCACAAAGGCAGAGCAGCAGCUGCGGUGAACGCUCCGGUUCUUACAGUCAUACUUCUCCUCAUUGUCACUCUACUCAUAUUGCUUGCUUUGUCCUUCAACAAGCGGAGAAAGGAAAAGUUAGCAAGGAGGUCUGACCCAGAGAAAAUGCACUGUGACUAUGGUGAACGCCAUAACCUUUUGAGAGAACUCAUAACGGAGGAUAUACCAGGUUCAUCUGAUGCCACAAUACCUUGUCACUCCAGACUUACUUCACCAAAAGAGUCCAUUGCUGUGAAACACUGGGAGCAGAUACAGAUUCAUCAUGACAUCCCCUCAGAGAAUAUAGUUGAAAUUGAGGGAGAAACGCAUGUGAAGGGAAAACAUUUUUUGCAGGAACAAAAUCGAAAAUGCACUGUUGGCACACCGAGGGACUCUUGUCAACCAGUGGAGAAACAAAACUCUGGAAAAAUUGAGAUGGUAAAUAUUCUGCAUCAGAGUCCAGAAUCUACUGUUACUGAAAGAAACAAAGAGGACACAGAAAAUGAAGUAAAAGAACGAGACAAAAAUGAAAACAGUCAAAAUGAACUUAAAGCAAAAGAAAGCAAUUGUAGCAAACCCGAUGAAACUGACAAAGAAAAGAAUGAGAGAAAUGAACCCUUAAAAAACCCUGAAGAAUUCAGUGAUAUCAGGAUGAACCAGGAUUUGGAACUAGAUCAGAGCGAACAAGUUCAGAAACAAAAGAAGAAAGAGGGAAGACAGAUAAUGGAAAAGAAUGAUGAAAAGAGGGAAAAGUCAUCUGAGCAGCAAGAUGAGAGUCUGGGAAAUAAGAAAAACAAAGCUACGACUAAUAAUGAGGAUGUCCUCACACCAGGAGAGAAAAAGGAGGAGGAGAAUGAAGAGAGAACAGAAGAUUUAAAUCAUGAAGAGAAAAAAGAGGAGAAAGAAGAGAGAACAGAAGAGUUAAACCAUGGAGAGACAAAAGAGGAGGAGAAAGAAGAGAGAACAGAAGGGGUAAACCAUGGAGAGAGAAAAGAGGAGAACGAAGAGAGAACAGAAGAGGUAAACCAUAGAGAGAAAGAAGAGAGAACAGAAGAGGUAAACCAUGGAGAGAAAGAAGAGGAGGAAGAAGAGAGAACAGAAGAGGUAAAACAUGGAGAGAAACAAGAGAGAACAGAAGAGUUAAACCAUGGAGAGACAAAAGAGGAGAAAGAAGAGAAAACAGAAGAGGUAAACCAUGGAGAGAAAAAAGAGGAGAAAGAAGAGGUAAACCAUGGAGAGAAAAAAGAGGAGAAAGGGAGAACAGAAGAGGUAAACCAUGGAGAGAAAAAAGAGGAGAAAGAAGAGGUAAACCAUGGAGAGAAAAAAGAGGAGAAAGAAGAGAGAACAGAAGAGGUAAACCAUGGAGAGAAAAAAGAGGAGAAAGAAGAGGUAAACCAUGGAGAGAAAAAAGAGGAGAAAGGGAGAACAGAAGAGGUAAACCAUGGAGAGAAAAAAGAGGAGAAAGAAGGUAGAACAGAAGAGGUAAACCAUGGAGAGAAAAAAGAGAAAGAAGAGAGAACAGAAGAGGUAAACCAUGGAGAGAAAAAAGAGGAGGAGAAAGAAGAGAGAACAGAAGAGGUAAACCAUGGAGAGAAAAAAGAGGAGAACAAAGAGAGAACAGAAGAGGUAAACCAUGGAGAGAAAAAAGAGAAAGAAGAGAGAACAGAAGAGGUAAACCAUGGAGAGAAAAAAGAGGAGGAGAAAGAAGAGAGAACAGAAGAGGUAAAACAUGGAGAGAAACAAGAGGAGGAGAAAGAAGAGAGAACAGAAGAGGUAAACCAUGGAGAGAAAAAAGAGGAGGAGAAAGAAGAGAGAACAGAAGAGGUAAACCAUGGAGAGAAAAAAGAGGAGAAAGAAGAGAGAACAGAAGAGAUAAAACAUGGAGAGAAACAAGAGGAGAAAGAAGAGGGAACAGAAGAGGUAAAACAUGGAGAGAAACAAGAGGAGGAGAAAGAAGAGAGAACAGAAGAGGUAAACCAUGGAGAGAAAAAAGAGGAGAAAGAAGAGAGAACAGAAGAGGUAAACCAUGGAGAGAAAAAAGAGGAGAAAGAAGAGAGAAAAGAAGAGGUAAACCAUGGAGAGAAAAAAGAGGAGAAAGAAGUGGUAAACCAUGGAGAGAAAAAAGAGGAGAAAGGGAGAACAGAAGAGGUAAACCAUGGAGAGAAAAAAGAGGAGGAGAAAGAAGAGAGAACAGAAGAGGUAAACCAUGGAGAGAAAAAAGAGGAGGAGAAAGAAGAGAGAACAGAAGAGGUAAACCAUGGAGAGAAAAAAGAGGAGAAAGAAGAGGUAAACCAUGGAGAGAAAAAAGAGGAGGAGAAAGAAGAGAGAACAGAAGAGGUAAACCAUGGAGAGAAAAAAGAGGAGGAGAAAGAAGAGAGAACAGAAGAGGUAAACCAUGGAGAGAAAAAAGAGGAGAAAGAAGAGGUAAACCAUGGAGAGAAAAAAGAGGAGGAGAAAGAAGAGAGAACAGAAGAGGUAAACCAUGGAGAGAAAAAAGAGGAGGAGAAAGAAGAGAGAACAGAAGAGGUAAACCAUGGAGAGAAAAAAGAGGAGAAAGAAGAGGUAAACCAUGGAGAGAAAAAAGAGGAGAAAGAAGAGAGAACAGAAGAGGUAAACCAUGGAGAGAAAAAAGAGGAGGAGAAAGAAGAGAGAACAGAAGAGGUAAACCAUGGAGAGAAAAAAGAGGAGAAAGAAGAGAGAACAGAAGAGGUAAACCAUGGAGAGAAAAAAGAGGAGAAAGAAGAGAGAACAGAAGAGGUAAACCAUGGAGAAAAAAAAGAGGAGGAGAAAGAAGAGAGAACAGAAGAGGUAAACCAUGGAGAGAAAAAAGAGGAGAAAGAAGAGAGAACAGAAGAGGUAAACCAUGGAGAGAAAGAAGAGAGAAAAGAAGAGGUAAACCAUGGAGAGAAAAAAGAGGAGAAAGAAGAGAGAACAGAAGAGGUAAACCAUGGAGAGAAAAAAGAGGAGAAAGAAGAGGUAAACCAUGGAGAGAAAAAAGAGGAGAAAGAAGAGAGAACAGAAGAGGUAAACCAUGGAGAGAAAAAAGAGGAGGAGAAAGAAGAGAGAACAGAAGAGGUAAACCAUGGAGAGAAAAAAGAGGAGAAAGAAGAGAGAACAGAAGAGGUAAACCAUGGAGAAAAAAAAGAGGAGGAGAAAGAAGAGAGAACAGAAGAGGUAAACCAUGGAGAGAAAAAUGGAGAUUCACCAGAUAAACUGGGGCCUAAUUACAGGUGAAACUGAGAAUAGUUUCAACACAGAUUCCUCCAGUAUGACUGCUUUAAACCCAACUGCACCAAGUAAUGACACUGUUAUAAAAGACCAGGACAAGAAAGAGACUGAUGAGGGUGAUACAUCAAGUGAUAGAUGUGUUCAUGCUGAUUAAGAAGCAAAUGAAGAAGAAGAACUUCGAGGACUGGAGCCAAUGGAGAAAGGAAAGUAUGCCACAAAUAAAGAAACGAAAGUCCGACAGGAACAAAUGCCAGAAAAACAAUACCACUUGCCAGAGAUAUCCGAGUCAAAAAGUGGAAUUAACUUAGAAAAUAAGGCUGAGUAUGAAACUGAUCCAAACAAUACAAUGAUCAACAUGCCCUUGCCAGCGACCGAAUACACUGAGAAGUCGAAGCACACCAAUGAAGUAGAGCAGGCUUGCACCGGGAAGUCAGAUAUGAGCGAUAAAGAACAAGAAACAAACAAUCAAUGAUAAUAAAAAUAUUAUGCAAAAUGAAGGAGAAACUAAAGAGGAUUGUGGAGAAGAUGUGAAAAGAAGAUGAUGAUCAUGGACAGGAUGAAGAGAGGUGGGCCAGAAUAAGGCAUGAAGAAGCAAAAUGAUCCUCCAGAAAGUAAAGACUCAAAAAAUCUUAAACAUAUUAAAGACUUGGAUGAAAAGAAUUCAAAUUAAUUCAGCACAAACAAUAACAUGUUUAUGCCAGAGGCGAGAAAGAUGAGAAUGAGAACCAGGGCCUCCCAAAACAAGUAAUGGAGGAAAAUAAUAGUUUGGAAAUUGGGAGCAGGAUUUGAAAAAACAAUGCUAUACAGAAAGUAGUAGUGUGAAUUAUGAAGUUGAAUUGAAGGAGACACUUAAAAGUCAUCAAAAAUAACAGAAGAUAGGGAAAGAAAUAAUAAAAACACCCUGCAGCAGGAGAAAUUGGAAGAAGGACAGUUGAUCAAAAACAGUGAGCUGGAACAAGGUGUAGAGAAUUAAAGUCAUAUUCCAAAUACUGUAGCAUCAAAUGAUGGCAUUAUUUUAAGAGAUCAGGAGAAAGAAAGAAUUGAUUCAGAAGACACAACUAAUAGCAUUAUUGUUCUAGAGGGAGUAAAAGCAGAAAAGAGGACAAGAGCAUUCAACAACAUGUGGAACUGGAAAGUGAUGGUUUGGGACUGAGGGACUAUGAUUGUGAUGAUGAUAUAUAAAAUGAUCUGACCAAAGAUGAGCAACAAUUCCAUACUUAUACUGAAAGCGAACAAAAUGUCAGCACUAAGGGAGAUAAUGAUAAACCUCCAAUUAGUGUUUGUAGUCAAAUGAAAACCGAAAGGCCAAGAGAAACAAUAGAAAGAGAAAAUGUUGAAGAAAUUAAAGAAAUCCCCAUUGCCAGAGAAAGACAAAGAAGAGCAAGUGAUCAAGAAGGAAGAAGGUGUGGAGUGAAAUAAUCAUGCAAAGCAGGGACUGACUGCAGCAAGACUUGUUGGACUUGUUCUGUUGGCUGCCUGUUAACACCAAAUGGAUAUACAGUAUUUAAAAGGGGAAAAAAAGUUCCAAAGUCAUCAGGCCACCCCAUUGAAGACAAAGUGCAUUAAAGUUAUUGGUAAGCUGCACAGUUGGCUAUGCUGUUAAAAGCUGGUAUUGCUGGAAAAAAAUAAAAUAAAAAAGAUGUCAUUUAAUUAGGAUAAAUUAUUAAAUACACUGUUAAAUAAACAGUGCAUAGUGUGUCAUAACAUGAACAAGAUGAACAAUUAUCAAUGCAUUAAUCAAACACCAAAAA